Morus notabilis is the source of this 2156-nucleotide messenger RNA. Its product is annotated as probable lipid-A-disaccharide synthase, mitochondrial. The record is from RefSeq and is a predicted model, not a curated record. Gene Ontology annotation, biological process: lipid A biosynthetic process. The coding region runs from base 610 to 2004 and encodes 464 amino acids. The transcript has 8 exons. Lineage: Eukaryota; Viridiplantae; Streptophyta; Magnoliopsida; Rosales; Moraceae. Gene Ontology annotation, molecular function: lipid-A-disaccharide synthase activity; phospholipid binding.
UCAAGUCAAAGAGAAAAGAAAACCUGACGAACAGAGGUAAGCCUCUUCGACGGGCUUAAGGUUGACGGCACUGAUCUGAGGCGGCGCUAAUCUGAAGCGCCAGUAGUCUGAGGCGACGGUCGGGACGGAAAAUGGAGAGAAUUGAAGCACGGCAGCGGCGAUUCGUUGCAUAGAGUUUGUUCAACGGCGGCUUUCCGGUGCUGUAAGAGUGGUAGCGUUGGCGUUGAUUUUUUUGUAGGGAAUACCAACUUCCAAUGGAUUAAAGAGUGGUUUUGGCCGACUCAGAUUUCCGAGGUCUUUAUUUUCUUUCAAAGGAUUUUUCAGGACUUCGAAUUGGUUUCAAAGAAGUCCUCUCUUUUUGUUUUCAGAGGUUCUGAUAUUGAUUUGGGUAUUUGUCUCUUCGAUAGAAGGAAUGAUGGAGGCUUCGAAAAUGCACUUUUCAAUAGGAUGAAAAUGCGCUUUUCAUUCAUUCUUAUUUUUUCUUACAAGAAACAAUGCGCAAAUAUAUAUAGAUGGGAUAGACCCAAUGUACAGCUAAUGAAAUUCUACAGUUAGGGAAAGCUCCUUUAAUCAAUCAAAUUGAUUAACAAAUCUCAACAGUCUAGAGGGAUGCUGAAAAUGUGGUUUAAAACACUAUGGAAUGUGAAUAGCGAAAAAUGUUUGGGCUUCUCAAGUCUUAUCAGAAGACAUUUAUCAGUUUCAAGUAGAACUGUGAUAGAAAAGGGUGCUAAAGAUGGAGAACUGAGGAUCUUUAUUGUUUCUGGAGAGGUUUCCGGGGAUACCAUCGGUUCCCGGCUCAUGGCAUCUCUUAAGAAGCUCUCUCCUCUUCCCAUCCGUUUUUCUGGUGUCGGAGGGUCCAUGAUGUCCAAACAAGGAUUAAAAUCCCUGUUUCCCAUAGAGGAUAUCUCUGUGAUGGGGAUAUGGGAAUUGUUGCCUCAUCUAAAUAAGAUCAGGGUGAAGCUGAAGGAGACAGUAGAGGCUGCUCUUCUCUUUCAACCUCAUGUUGUUGUAACAGUGGAUUCUAAAGGUUUUUCUUUCAGACUGUUAAAGCAGUUACGAGCUAGAUACAAUCAACAAAGAGUGGAUGUUCCAGUGCACUUCCAUUACGUAGCACCAUCGUUCUGGGCAUGGAAAGGGGGUGAAGCAAGACUCAAAGGUCUAGCCAGUUUUGUGGACCAUAUCUUGUGUAUACUUCCACAUGAGGAAGAAGUAUGUAGAGCAAAUGGAUUGGCUGCAACCUUUGUGGGCCAUCCGACUCUGGAGGAUGUUUCGGAAUUAAAUUCAGGAAGGAGCUCUUCCUUACAUGAACUGAAGAUAGAAGGGAACUCUGAAGAUUUCAAAGCGAAAAAUGCAAUAGCUGCAGGAGCAACGGUUCUUUCCUUGCUUCCUGGAAGCAGAUUACAAGAGGUCACCAGAAUGCUUACCAUUUUUGCAAACACUAUGCAACUAUUACAAGAGUCCUUUCCUGAGUUGGUAACUGUCAUUCAUGUUGCUCCCAAUCGGCAUGUUGAAAACUACAUAGACAGAGUUGUGUGUAAGUGGCCCGUGCCUGCUGUAUUAAUUCCAGGAGGCUCCCCGCACCUGAAAUAUGACGCCUUAAGUGCAAGUAAGGUUGCAUUAUGUACUUCUGGUACGGUUGCUGUAGAGAUGCAGCUUGCACGUUUACCAUGCGUUGUAGCUUAUCGAGCACAUUUCUUAACCGAAUGGUUUAUUCGGUACAAAGCAAAGAUACCAUACAUUUCCCUCCCCAACAUUCUUCUGAAUUCGGCUGUUAUUCCUGAAGCUCUCUUUCAAGCAUGCACACACUCGAAGCUUGCAGCAUUAUUAAUUGAAUUAUUGCGCAAUGAUGACCGCAGAGAAGAACAGAUUGCUGCUGCAGAAAAGGUAGUCAGACUGCUUUGUCCUCCGGAAAGACUCCUAAAGAACCUUGUUGAUUCCCCUGUUCAUUCGUCGUCACCGAGUAUGUUAGCAGCAGCUGUCAUUUUGUACCAUGAGCGGCCAUGAUUAACAUUUUCCAAGGUGCCAUCUGAAAAUUUCUUUCAAGAUUAGGUCUGGAAUUUUAUUGUCAUUCUCAUUCAGAUGAUCCUAAAUUUAUUUCUUUUUCCUCUUUGAACAGUAUCUCAACUGAUAUUUCAUAUGAUAUGAAUUUACGUUGA